CUCACUCAAGCCCCCUUUGGCUUUCCGUUCGUUUAUUGAAGCAAUUGAAGCAAUUGAAACAAGUCGAAAUGGCGGCCGUGGCGCUCUUGAUGUUGGCAGCGGCUGCUGCGGCCAUGAAGACACACGACCUCACAAACCAGUCGGAUGCGGCAGCGAAGCUCAUCGCUCGCCGAAACAAUAUGACUUGCCAGGAGAUGAAUCGGCAAAGAGUUGAUGGUAUGAAAGACGACCUGGACCAAUCGCAUGGCUUUGAUGCCAUGUUCUACCGUGGCUGCCUCAAGUUUGUGAAGGCCAAUGGUGACGGCAAGCAUGGGGCUGCAGAGCAGACCGAAAAGCUUGGCGCUGCCUGCAAGAAGGGCACCUUUGAUGGUACGAACUCUGUCUUGACAAAGGUUGACCCAAGCAAACUGGCUGCUGAGUGUGACCGGGCUGUCCACCAGAUGGACAUCCAGCUGAACAUCUUGGGCGAAGAUUCUUUCAAAACCGAUGAGGACUUCUGCGCCGUUUUCGUUGACCUGGUUCUCCCAAUUGAUGAAGAACCCGAGUGCAUGAGAUUCGUGGAGGAUGUGAGUCAUGAACACCUGAAGUAUGCAGGAGUUCCGCACCAUUGGCCCAGGAUUGUCUAUGAGAAGCACUUCGAUGAGGCCUUCAUGACAGUUUGUUUGGAGGAUAAAAAGCUGGACGAGGAAGAAGAUGGAAGGGAGACAAUGUUUGGUGCUGGUGCCGAGGAGUGUCGCUUGAUCCUGGAGCGGAUCAUGGCUGCAAAGUGGGGUCACUACAAGCGCCUCUCCAGCUUCUUUGCCGUUGCCUGUCCUGUGAUGGGCCUGCCUCUUCCAGACCCCAGCGGAAAGACCUUUGACCCAAUGGCUGGUACGAAGCGCGCCAUGGCAGUGCAGAUGUUCCACCGGGCAUCGCACGUGGUGCUUGCAAAGCACGGGAACACCUCUGAAACGGCAAAGCUCUUUGCCAGCAAGCGCAAGCCUUUCAGCGCCUUGCAACUCGUGCAUGAACUCGACGAUCUGGAGACCAGCGUUUCAGCCAAAAGCCCACGCCGCCGGCGCCUCAAUGAGAACCAGAGAAGUUGUUGCAGUGGAAAGGCCUACAACUGGGAGUUGGGUGUUGCGGCUGGGGCUUCCAUCACUGUCUCGGGGUCUGUCAGCCUCGCAGCUGGUGGUUUCAAUGGUUGGCAAGACAAGACCUGCUACUUCAAGACCGCCAACGUUAAAGAAGUGUGCCUCAACUGGGAUUUUGGUUUUGACAUGGACGGUCCCUUGGAGGUGGAGGCCAGUGUUGCCCGUGGCUUUUUCAAGAGCUACAAUGACAUGCUGGGCGAUUCUGCCUAUGUGGGAGGAAGUGCUUGCUUCAUCCUUUGCGUGGGCGGUUCCGUCAUUACCAACCUGCAAGGGCAAUACAUUGGUGAAACCGUGGAGUUUGGUUUUGGAUUGCCAGGUGUUGAUUUUGAAGGAGGCGUUUGCAAAUGCAUGCCAACGGGAAACACAUAUGAGCGGAUCUUUCACAAUCUGCAGGACCACUGCCCAUCUGGAUGCUUCCCGGAAGAUGCAACGGUUGAGACGCCAGAUGGCAAGAAGAAGAUGCACCAGCUGCAAGUUGGCGACCGGGUCCUCGCAGUCAACGAUGCUGGGGAGGCUUUCUUUGACGAGAUCUACUUCUUUGGCCAUGCAGACUACAAAGCCAUGUCUCCUAUGGUGCAACUGCAGAUCCAGGCGGAAGCGGCAUACGCAGCAGCUGUCCCAGAGGAAGCCUAUGUUUGGACUGCGAGUGCUGGCGCCACCGAGCUGAAGCUCGGCCGAGUGCUUUUGAACCGCAUGGUGCCGAAACAAGGUCUCUUCAAUCCAUACACGCUCUCCGGAAACAUCGUGGUGAAUGGUGUUGCAGCCAGCGCACACAGCAGCUGGGUUCUGGAUCACUUUGUGCCAGAGGCUCUGACGAAGUAUUUGCCAGCGACCUACCAAUCGAUUUUUGUGGUUGGGCGUUGGAUCUACAGUGUCUUUGGUGCCCGCGCUGCUGACGUGAUCGGAGUGAACAACCCGCAGGAACAGACACCAUGGUCCGCAUAUGCAGUAGCCUUGAGUUCCAUUUUUGUUGCCAGCUCUCCUGUUGUAGUGGCUGUGUUUCUGAAAUCGCGUUCAGGCAAGCCCUGA
Cladocopium goreaui is the source of this 2162-nucleotide messenger RNA. NCBI's taxonomy places the organism in Eukaryota, Dinophyceae, Suessiales, Symbiodiniaceae. The record is from the annotation of a GenBank genome assembly.